Exserohilum turcica Et28A is the source of this 1464-nucleotide messenger RNA. RefSeq lists its product as uncharacterized. Gene Ontology annotation, biological process: dephosphorylation. The record is from RefSeq and is a predicted model, not a curated record. Bases 1 to 1464 code for a protein of 487 amino acids. Gene Ontology annotation, molecular function: alkaline phosphatase activity. The transcript is spliced from 2 exons. Gene Ontology annotation, cellular component: fungal-type vacuole membrane. Lineage: Eukaryota; Fungi; Ascomycota; Dothideomycetes; Pleosporales; Pleosporaceae.
AUGCGCACCUCAGCAGCUCUUACAGUUAUAUCCUUGGCACAAGCAACACUAGCCGCCAUCGAGCCUAGGAACUUCAUCUUUGUCGUCCCAGAUGGCAUGGGCCCUGUCUCCCAGACUCUCGUCCGAACGUACUUGUCGAUGGUAAAUGGCGACUCCACCGCUCGAGCACCAAGGAUCAAAUCUCUUCCCCUUGAUGCAGCCGUCAUUGGAAACACCCAUACCCAGUCUGCCAACAACCUGGUGACUGAUUCGAGCGCUGCCGGAACCGCCCUUGCAACCGGCCACAAGACCAACAAUGGAGUCGUUGGACUCUUGCCUGACGGCACGCCAGUUGGAUCCAUCAUGGAAGCCGCAAAGCUGGCUGGCUAUCUCACCGGCCUUGUCGUGACUUCACCCAUUAGUCAUGCGACCCCUGCCUCAUUCUUUUCCCACGCUGCUACCCGCAACUCGCUGGGCAAGAUAGCCGAGCAGCAAAUCGGCUACAGCCACCCUCUUAACAUCAGCGUAGACCUGAUGCUCGGUGGCGGCCGCUGCGACUUCCAGCCACAAAACGAAACCGGUUCCUGCCGAACUGACAACAUCGACCUCUUUGCUUACGCAAAGUCAAAGGGGUACUACACCGCACGUGACCGCGCGGGUUUCGACGCUCUCGAGUUGGGCCUUGGCGCCAUCCAGCUCCCCUACGUCGGCCUCUUCAAGGACGGCGAUCUCAGCUACGAAAUUGACCGCCAACAGCAAAGCCCCCAUGUGCGCGAGCCCUCGUUAUCAGAAAUGACGCAAACGGCGCUAAACUCGCUGUCACGCGCUACCCAGUCCACCGAGAAGGGCUACAUGAUGAUGAUUGAGGCGUCGCGUAUCGACCACUCGUCGCAUGCUCACGACGCCGUUGCCCAUCUGCAUGAUGUGCUCGAGUUUAACAAGGUGACUGAAAUUGUCAUGAAAUGGAUUGACGAGCACCCCGAUACUGCGUUCCUCGCUGUUGCUGACCACGAGACGGGCGGUAUCACAAUUCCAUCUGGAUACGAUCCGCUAGUCCUCCAGCCUGGAAAGCACUCGGCCGAGUAUCUCAGCGAUGUAUGGAGCAAGUACAACGGCACGGACUCGAGGGCCUUUCUCGUCAGCGACAUUCUUCCUGCGUAUGGUCUUGCCGCUGUUUCGGAUCCCGAGAUUGAGACUUUACUUGCAGCCGAGAAUUUCGCCCAAGCCCUCUCGGAUCUACUGAAUGCUCGUGCAAAACUCGAGUGGUCGACUGGUGGACAUACAGGUGUCGAUACCACGCUUUACGGCUACGCAGCUGGCGAAAUGGGGGACCGCCUGGUCCUGGAUAUGGCUGGGGGCUGGGACAACACCGAUAUGCCCAAGUACCUUGCCAAGGCGUUGGGCGUAGACAUGGAUAAAGUCACUGAGCUGCUGAAUGCACAGGGAACGGCUUGGAUACCAGUGGACGCAGAGCCUGGAAAGUAG